Haliotis rufescens (red abalone) is the source of this 1252-nucleotide messenger RNA. RefSeq lists its product as uncharacterized. Gene Ontology annotation, biological process: signal transduction. Lineage: Eukaryota; Metazoa; Mollusca; Gastropoda; Lepetellida; Haliotidae. The transcript is spliced from 5 exons. The coding region runs from base 68 to 412 and encodes 114 amino acids. Gene Ontology annotation, molecular function: SH3 domain binding. The record is from RefSeq and is a predicted model, not a curated record.
ACGUUCUAGAAUCCUAAAAUUAGAUCUAAUUAUAUACGCGAAUGGAGUAAAGAAUAGUGAUGACAACAUGUCUGACUCACAUUCGUACUGGUCAGCGAUAUAUUACAACAGCUCCAACCGAGACAAGGCAAAUGACAUCAUCAGACGACUGGCAGAGGACGGCGUGUUCCUUGUUCGAGAUGGGACGCAAGGAAAUAAGGUGCUAGUCGUCUACGCCGACAAUAAGCCAAGAAAAUUCCGAAUUGAAAAUGUCCAAGGACAAUAUUGCUUGGAGAGUAAUCAUGAAGUCGUAUGCAGCACGGUGGAAGAAUUACUGCACUAUUACUAUACCACGUGUCUACCUCAUUAUAACGUGUACCUGACAACUCCUUUUCAACUUCACCCAAGGUUUAGUUCAGACAUGAUGUGGUAAUGCCGAACUGGAUUUGGUGUCAUAGGGUAAAUAUUUGUGACCAUUCCAAAGACUCGCCCGGAAAUGUACCGGAGUUCAGUCCCACGUUCGUGCAUGGUGACUGUGAUUGUCCCACAGUGAGGUAACAGGAUAUGGUUAUACAUAUCCAUUAUCCGGGCACUUUUAUGAAGUUUACCAGCCCUCGUCGUGGAAACGAAGAAAUAUUCAUUCCAUAUUUAGGAUUGUCCUUAGUUCUCAUUGGCCCUGAAUGUGUAUAUGGAUGAAGUUUAUGUGGACUCAGAUGAUUGUGGAUGAACUAGUGAAUUAUUGACUCAUCAACAAUAUCUCAGCUAUUCGUGACUAAGAUGAGUGAGCGCGUUGAGUUCAACGCCGCUUUGAACACUUAUGGUAUGGGGUGCUGGCGUCAUGUGGGAGAAAAGGCCACAGAUAAGCAGAUAAUUUUCUAUAUACGUCUUUGGUGAAACCUAGCACGGGGAGGAUUCUGACAGACGGAGGAUCAUACUUGUGGGGAAUCUGGCAUUCGAACCUCAUUUAGCACGCCACAGGGGGGAUGAAGAACCGAUGUUUUGUAGUUCCUCGUUUAGCACGCCACAGGGGGGAUGAAGAACCGAUGUUAUGUAGUUCCUCGUUAAGCACGCCACAGGGGGGAUGAAGAUCCGAUGUUAGGUAGUUCCUCGUUAAGCACGCCACAGGGGGGAUGAAGAUCCGAUGUUAGGUAGUUCCUCGUUUAGCACGCCACAGGGGGGAUGAAGAACCGAUGUUAUGUAGUUCGAUUGUGAAUUAUUGUGCUUUUGCAUGUGGUCUCAUUUAGCUAGCAAAACAAACCAUUUUUUUAAUCUA